CACAUACCACACACACACACACAUACACACAUUAAUAGAGAUUUUGGUGGAAUGACUAUAGAUAACACAUGACCAAAGGACGUGCUAAAAUAAAGGCUGUUUGCCCGACCUCAUUGUGGUAUGAAGACUCUAAACCACACAGGAAGCUGAGGGAGUACAAAGCUGCCUUGAGGCACUUGCACAGGGGUGGAGGAGGGGUAUCUAAAAUGAAAAUAAAUAAAUAAUUACAAAUCAAAUAAAAAUAAUGACGAAAAUGUUACUUGACAAAUUUUGAAUAGAAAAUCAAACGCAAAUGAAAUGAAUAGCGUGUGCAAGUAAAAUCAUUAUCAGAAAGGAACUCGUAGGACAUUGUUAAUCAGUGACGUCAGUAAUUUAUGUUGACCACAUUCUCAACAAGAGCCCUGGCUGUCUCUUCUGGUCUGUAUUUGUGAUCUGGACUAAGUGACUGAGUGACUGACCGGUAGCAGAGGCGAGUCAUGGUAAGAGACUGCUUAAAUCUGUUAUGGCAACAGUACUGACAUCAUGUAGACCAUACGAAUAUAAGUUUGUGUUAUUUGAAAGGUUACAUUUACUUAAGCUUUUUCAUUUGUACCUGGUGACACUCAACAGUAUUUAGGAGAGAGCCAUCAUCACCUCUGCUUGUAGUAAUUCUCACAAUUUCACCAAUAAUACCUAAUGAGCAUUGUUACCUUGUAAUUACUGUACUAAAUACAAAUUAAGAUGUUCUUUUUGCAAUGGUUAUACAAUCAAAUUGUGCUAACCUGCUAAGAAUCACACUCUGCACCACUGUACAUUUUUAGAGUCAGGUAGGCCAAACUAGCAUGCUAUGCUACUGACAUUAACUCUGUUUCUAUGAAACUGAAACUUUCAGGGUUUGCUGUUGAUGGUAAUGAGCUGUGUGACUUCUCUGUCUGUCAUGGUCCUGAUCACAACUCAAGGAUAACAACACAAACUGAAGGUCAAAAGUGGAUUGGACAGCCAGGUGUUCAACUGGAUGUCAGAGAUGCCCCUCAGACUCCAUUCAUUUCCAUUCGUCCCUCUGGUGACAUAGUGGAAGGAACAAACGUCACUCUGACCUGCAGCAGCAGAUCUGAUCUACCAGUGCAGAAAUGCAGCUGGUACAAGACUGGUAGCCAUGUAGCCCUGCAGCAACAAUCUUCAUACACUUAUACCAUGUAUAACAUCAAGCCAAUACACAGUGGACAAUAUUACUGUCAGAUAAGAUAUGAAUGUGGCUAUACAGGUUCAUAUCUUUUUAACCUGGAGGUUUCCUAUCUUCCAAAAAACACCCACAUUGUGAUUAACCAACUUGGAGACAUUACUGUGGGAAACCCAGUGACUCUGACCUGCAUGAGUGAAGCUGCCCCACCAGUACACACAUACACCUGGAUCAAGAAGAGUGGAGCUGUAGAAAUGAAGUCAGGAAAGGAGAACACACUCACCUUCAGCAAGAUCCGUUCUGAGGACAGUGGAGAGUAUCUCUGUCGAGCAGCCAAUAGGAUUGGUCAACAAAAUUCUUCUGCUGUGUCUGUCAAAGUCCUAUAUCAUCCAAAGAACACAACAGUCAAGUCUUCUGCAUCUGGUGAAAUCACUGCGGGAAACCCAGUGACUCUGACCUGCAUGAGUGAAGCUGACCCACCAGUACACACAUACACCUGGAUCAAGAAGAGUGGAGCUGUAGAACUGAAGUCAGGAAAGGACAACACACUCACCUUCAGCCAGAUCAGUUCUGAGGACAGUGGAGAGUAUCUCUGUCGGGCAGCAAAUAGGAUUGGCAAACAGGACUCUCCUGCUGUGUCUGUCCAGGUUUUAUAUGCACCACAGAACACAACUGUUUUAUUUUCUGAGUCUGGUGUGAUUGUCAAGGGCACUUCAGUGACUCUGACCUGCAGCAGUGAUGCCAACCCACCAGUGGAGAGCUACACCUGGUUUAAGGUGAAUGAGUCCACUGCAGUAGGAUCAGGACAGCAGUACAGCAUCACUAACAUCAGCUCUGAGGAUGGAGGACAGUACUACUGUGAGGCCAGGAACAAAUAUGGAGCUGAGAACUCAACUACUGUGUCCAUCACUGUUACAAGUUGGCAGAGCCCUCUCUCCACUGCUGUGAUAACAGUCUCUGUCUGUGGAGCUGUGGGACUCCUCUGUUUGGUUUUCUUAAUGAGCAAGAAAUGCAAGAAAAAUGCAACACAGACAAGGGAAGACCGGAAUACCCGGGAUUAUGGUAAUGUUGCCCAUGGUGGACCAUCUGAUGGCACCCAACCUGAUGCUAUUUACCAGAGUCUGAACCCCAACACCACCCAACCUGAUGCAGUUUACCAUAGCCUGAACCCCAACACCACCCAACCUGAUGCAGUUUACCAGAGCCUGAACCUCAACACCACCCAACCUGAUGCAGAUUACCAGAACCUGAACCUCAACACCACCCAACUUGAUGCAGUUUACCAGAGCCUGAACCCCAACAACACCCAACUUGAUGCAGUUUACCAGAGCCUGAACCCCAACACCACUCCACCCAAUGCACUUACUAAAGCCUGAACACCAACACCACCCAACAUGAGACAGUUUACAAAAUUCUAAAUGCAAAUACCUCUUAAAGGUA
Molecule: messenger RNA, 2599 nt
Organism: Alosa alosa (allis shad)
Lineage: Eukaryota; Metazoa; Chordata; Actinopteri; Clupeiformes; Clupeidae
Product: B-cell receptor CD22-like
Exons: 9
Coding region: 853-2535 (560 amino acids)
Source: RefSeq, a predicted model, not a curated record